This is a messenger RNA of Acomys russatus (golden spiny mouse), 3179 nucleotides long. It is a transcript of the gene Znf219, whose product is annotated as zinc finger protein 219. The record is from RefSeq and is a predicted model, not a curated record. Bases 541 to 2721 code for a protein of 726 amino acids. The transcript is spliced from 5 exons. Gene Ontology annotation, cellular component: nucleus. Gene Ontology annotation, molecular function: DNA-binding transcription factor activity, RNA polymerase II-specific; RNA polymerase II cis-regulatory region sequence-specific DNA binding. Gene Ontology annotation, biological process: regulation of DNA-templated transcription. Lineage: Eukaryota; Metazoa; Chordata; Mammalia; Rodentia; Muridae.
AUAUGAUGUCUGAGGUUAGAAAAAAAAAAGCUAGGCCCAAGUUCACCUAGUCUGAACAAGAUACGGUGCUAUGUGAAAGGAGGAAGGUAGGUUGGAUGGCCAUCCACCGAAGCCCACAUUCCAUGCCCUUGUCAGCAGUUAAAUACCGGGAAAAACCUCCCAUCACCUUCCUCUUCCUCGGCUCUCUUCUUCCCAGCCCGGUGCAGCACUUGUCAGGGCUAGGGAAUUUUAGAUGGAGAAUUUUAACCCCUUCCUGCCCAGAGCAUGUGUGGAUCCCCUAUCUGUGCAGAUGGCAAGGCCCCGCCCCCCGUCCCUCACUCCAGCCUCUUGAGCUCAGAGCCAGUGUAAUCCUCCUCUUGUGUGAGGAAGCCUCUCCCCUGCAGAGAGGAGGAAAGCCUGCUUCGGAACAGCUCUGGACAAAGGGGCUGAGAUGCCCCAUCAAACCACAGCCUCCAAGCACCUCCGCACCUGUUGCCUUCAUUAGCAGCUUUUCUUCCUCCUCCUUCCAAUCCUCAGAACCAAAGAAUGUGAACGGGGUCCAUGGAGGGCUCACGUCCCCGCAUCCUGGUCGGCCACCUAGAGCCUUCCCCACCAGCCUUCGACGGCGAGCUGGAUCUGCAGCGCUACUCCAACGGACCAGGUGUGAGCGCCGGGUCGCCUGGGAUGGGAGCAGUGGCCUGGUCUGAGACUCGUACAGGCGAACGACGCUUCCCUUGUCCUGUGUGCGGAAAGCGCUUCCGAUUCAAUUCCAUUCUGGCUUUGCACUUGCGAGCCCACCCGGGCGCCCAAGCCUUCCAGUGUCCACAUUGCGGCCACCGUGCAACUCAGCGGGCUCUGCUGCGCUCACAUCUCCGAACGCAUCAGCCGGAGCGUCCACGCAGCCCUGCUGCACGGCUGUUGCUGGAGUUGGAGGAACGCGCCCUGCUACGUGAAGCCCGACUGGGGAGAGCCAGAAGCUCAGGGGGUAUGCAGUCUAGCCCUGCCACAGAGGGCCUGGCGCGCCCUCAGGCUCCUUCUUCAUCUGCCUUCCGUUGCCCUUUCUGCAAAGGCAAGUUUCGCACCUCAGCGGAGCGAGAACGCCACCUGCAUAUCCUGCACAGGCCCUGGAAAUGCAGUUUGUGCAGUUUUGGCUCCAGCCAGGAGGAGGAGUUGCUACACCACAGUCUGACGGCCCACGGGGCUCCCGAGCGCCCCCUGGCGGCUACUUCUACGCCUGAACCCCAGCCUCCACCCCAGCCCGAACCCAGAUCUGCCCUUGAGCCUGAGCCUGAGCCUGAAUCUGAACCUAGGCCAGAGCCUGAACGUGAGGUGAACCCGGCCCCGACUCCUGCAGCUCCGGAGGAGCCCCCUGCGCCACCUGAGUUCCGUUGCCAGGUGUGCGGCCAGAGCUUUACACAGUCCUGGUUUCUCAAGGGUCACAUGCGUAAGCACAAGGCCUCCUUUGAUCAUGCAUGCCCUGUAUGUGGCCGCUGCUUCAAGGAGCCCUGGUUCCUUAAGAACCACAUGAAGGUGCACACCAGCAAGCUGGGUCCUUUACGUACCCCAGGGCCUGGCUCGGUGCCUGCCAGGGCCCCUCAGCCUCCUGACCUGAGCCUGCUGGCUUAUGAGCCACUGGGCCCUGCGCUUCUCCUGGCCCCAGCACCCACCCCGGCUGAGCGCCGAGAGCCCCCGAGCCUCUUAGGCUACCUGAGUGUACGAGCCGGGGAAGUACGGCCCAAUGGUGAGGGUGCCGACCCUGGAGGUGGCCGGAGCUAUGGAGGAUUCCGCCCACUGCCUUCAGCUCCUCCCAACCGGGCUCGGCGACAGCGUACAGAAGAGCCAGAGGAAGAAGAAGAAGUCGGAGAGACAGAAGAGGACAGCUGGGCCCGAGGCAGGUCGAUGGGCUCUCUGACUUCCCUGCACCCCCACCCAGGUGAGGGGUCAGGACAGUCUGCACCUGCCAUGGGGGCCCAGGCAAGAUCUACAGCCACGCAAGAAGAAAACGGGCUACUGGUUGGAGGGGCCCGAUCCGAAGCCGGCCGAGGGGCCACUGGCAAGGACUGCCCCUUCUGUGGAAAAUCUUUCCGCUCGGCGCAUCACCUGAAAGUGCAUCUUCGAGUGCACACAGGUGAGCGUCCCUACAAGUGUCCACACUGCGACUAUGCAGGGACCCAGUCGGGCUCGCUCAAAUAUCACCUUCAGCGUCACCAUCGAGAGCAGAGGAGCAGUGCAGGUCCCGGACCACCUCCAGAACCCCCGCCCCCUUCCCAGCGGGGCUCAGCCUCACUGCAGGCGCAGUCGGGAGCUAAGUCAACUCAGGCUUCCGUCACCUGGGUAGAGGGCACUGCAAAUACCCGGCCUCCUUCAAGCAGCAGCGGACCAGGGUCCCGCAGGAAGCCUGCCAGCCCUGGGAGGACCCUGCGCAACGGGCGAGGUGGUGAGGCCGAACCCCUGGACCUGUCCUUACGGGCGGGCCCGGGAGGUGAGGCCGGGUCAGGGGGUGCCCUUCACCGCUGCCUCUUCUGCCCUUUUGCCACUGGAGCUCCUGAGCUCAUGGCCUUGCAUCUGCAAGUACACCACAGCCGUAGGGCUCGGGGCCGCCGGCAGCCCCGAGCUGACACAUCUCCACCCUAUGUCCGAGCACCAUCAGGAGAGACCCCUCCCAGUCCUCCACUAGAAGAGGAGGGCAGCCCAGGGCUGUCUAGAUCUGGAGAGGCAGGUCUUGGGGGCCAAGAGCGGUAGGAAGCCCUCUUAGGAGUGAUUAGCUUAGCAAGCUUACCCCGCAGGAGCGGGGAAGUGCUAGAGGUAGUUGGGUAGAGCAGCCAGCAGGGAGCAGUGUGGGACCCGUAUCCCAGCCCAAGGUGGACCAAGAGGUAAAAGUGGGCAGUGGGUGAAGGAGGGUCGGCAAGCGAUACCCACCCAGCCCAGGGGAGUCACAGUGCCUUAGAAGUGGCAGAGGUGAGGGUCAAAGAACGGGGUCCUAGGGCUGGUAGAGGAUGUGUUCCUGUUGAGGAGCCACUCUGCCAGUUUCUGCUGGUCCAUAGGCAUGAGAGUUUAUUUUUGUAUAAGGGGUGGGGGUGGGGGCACUGUACCCUUCUAGGCCUGUCAGGGGCCCUGUAGACGUUGCUAUUUUUGGUACGAUUCCUGUCAUCCCUGUUGAAGAGUCAUGUCCCCAAUAAACAGGUGUCUUGAGGCACAAG